Oncorhynchus masou masou (cherry salmon) is the source of this 9501-nucleotide messenger RNA. RefSeq names its product disabled homolog 2-interacting protein-like. Bases 1311 to 4520 code for a protein of 1069 amino acids. Gene Ontology annotation, biological process: regulation of GTPase activity. The record is from RefSeq and is a predicted model, not a curated record. Lineage: Eukaryota; Metazoa; Chordata; Actinopteri; Salmoniformes; Salmonidae. The transcript has 14 exons.
CAGAGGCAGAAUGACAGAUUUUUACCUUGUCAGUUCAAUUUGUUCUUGCUUAGUUAAAUAAAGGUAAAAUAAAUAAAAUAAAAUGUUUAUUUCCCUGUUGUUUAUCCAUUUCACUUGCUUUGACCGGGCUGUUAUGUGACGCGACUCCAAAGAAAAGCCUGUAAGAUCCCCUGCUCUGAGCAUUGUGUAUGGACAUUGGGCACACUUACACACACACACACACAGGCACAGAGAGAUAGGGAGGAAAGGAGAGGCUGUGUCCCAUUUCAGAGAGGGCACUGGAAGUAGGACAGACAAAAUAAUGAUAAAGAGAGAGAGGGGAGAUAGAGAGGGAGCAAAAGAAAAAAAAGGAAAACCAGAGAGAGAGAAGGGAGAGAAGGUGAAGAGAGAGAGAAGGGAGAGAAGGUGGAGAGAGAGAGAAGGGAGAGAAGGUGAAGAGAGAGAGAAGGGAGAGAAGGUGAAGAGAGAGAGAAGGGAGAGAAGGUGGAGAGAGAGAGAAGGGAGAGAAGGUGGAGAGAGAGAGAAGGGAGAGAAGGUGAAGAGAGAGAGAAGGGAGAGAAGGUGAAGAGAGAGAGAGAAGGGAGAGAAGGUGAAGAGAGAGAGAAGGGAGAGAAGGUGGAGAGAAGGUGGAGAGAGAGUGAAGGGAGAGAAGGUGGAGAGAGAGAAGGGAGAGAAGGUGGAGAGAGAGAGAAGGGAGAGAAGGUGAAGAGAGAGAGAAGAGAGAGAAGGUGAAGAGAGAGAGAAGGGAGAGAAGGUGGAGAGAGAGAGAAGGGAGUGAAGGUGGAGAGAGAGAAAAGGGAGAGAAGGUGGAGAGAGAGAGAAGGGAGAGAAGGUGGAGAGAGAGAGAAGGGAGAGAAGGUGGAGAGAGAGAGAAGGGAGAGAAGGUGGAGAGAGAGAAAAGGGAGAGAAGGUGGAGAGAGAGAGAAGGGAGAGCAUGAGAGCAUUGUGUCACUGAUUCUCCGCCCCUCGCCUCGAAGCAGCAGUAGCAUAAAGAGAGGGAGAGAGAGAAGGAGGAAGAGAGCCCCAAGGAAAACAUAGAUAAGGAGGAAGAGAGCCACAAGGAAAACAGAGAAGGAGGAAAAGAGCCACAAGGAAAACAGAGAGGAAGAAGAGAGCCACAAAGAAAACAAUCAGAAGGAGCAAGCACUCGGCAGUGGGAAGGGAAAAUGGAGCUUUGAGAAAGACCUCCUCCGGUCCUUCCUUUAUUUAUUCUCUCUGGCACAACCAGUCUCCCCCUCUCUCUCUCUCUGUUAAUCUGCCAGCCAUGUACAAUUGUUCUGAGGAAUUCUGACCAUGCCUGUUCUAAUCUGAUGCCGAGGCUGAAGGAGUCUCGUAGCCACGAGUCAUUGCUCAGCCCCAGUAGUGCUGUGGAGGCCGUGGACCUCAGCAUGGAGGACGAGGUGCUCAUCAAACCUGUUCACAGCUCCAUCCUCGGACAGGACUACUGCUUCCAGGUCACCACCUCAACAGGAAGUAAAUGUUUCUCCUGUCGAUCUUCAUCAGAGAGGGACAAGUGGAUGGAGAACCUGAGGAGAGCCGUCCACCCCAACAAGGACAACAGCCGUCGGGUGGAGAACAUGCUGAAGCUGUGGAUCAUCGAAGCCAAGGACAUUCCGGCCAAGAAGAAGUACUUCUGCGAGCUGUGUCUGGACGACACUCUGUACGCCCGCACCACCUGCAAGCUCAAGACCGACAACGUCUUCUGGGGCGAGCACUUUGAGUUCAACAACCUCCCGGCUGCCAAGAGCAUCACGGUCCACCUCUACAAGGACUCGGACAAGAAAAAGAAAAAAGACAAGAACAAUUACAUCGGACUGGUCAACAUCCCAGUCGCCUCGGUGACGGGAAGGCAGUUCAUGGAGAAGUGGUACCCGGUAAGCACUCCGACGCCCAACAAGGGGAAGACGCAAGGGCCCAUGAUUCGGAUCAAGGCCCGCUACCAGAGCAUGAACAUCCUCCCUAUGGAGAUGUAUAAGGAGUUUGCAGAGUACACCACCAAUAACUACAUGUUGCUGUGCUCCGUGCUGGAGCCUGGCAUCAGUGUGAAGAACAAGGAGGAGAUGGCUUCUGCACUGGUCCAUAUUCUACAGAGCACCGGCAAGGCCAAGGACUUCCUGACAGACCUGAUGAUGUCAGAGGUGGACCGGUGUGGGGAGAACGAGCACCUGAUCUUCCGAGAGAACACGCUGGCCACCAAGGCUAUAGAGGAGUACCUCAAACUAGUGGGGCAGAAGUACCUACAGGAUGCACUCGGUGAGUUUAUCAAGGCGUUGUAUGAGUCAGAUGAGAACUGUGAGGUGGACCCGUCCAAGUGUUCGUCCAAUGACCUGCAGGAGCACCAGAGCAACCUGAAGAUGUGCUGCGAGCUGGCCUUCUGCAAGAUCAUCAACUCCUACUGUGUGUUUCCACGGGAACUCAAGGAGGUGUUUGCAUCGUGGCGACAGGAGUGCAGUAGCCGGGGGCGACCGGACAUCAGCGAGCGUCUGAUCAGCGCGUCUCUGUUCCUGCGUUUCCUGUGUCCGGCCGUUAUGUCCCCGUCGCUUUUCAACCUGAUGCAGGAAUACCCUGAUGACCGCACCGCACGCACACUCACACUCAUCGCCAAGGUCACGCAGAACCUGGCCAACUUCGCCAAGUUUGGCAGUAAGGAGGAGUACAUGUCCUUUAUGAACCAGUUCCUGGAACAUGAGUGGACCAACAUGCAGCGCUUCCUGCUGGAGAUCUCUAACCCAGAGACCAUCUCUAACACUGCAGGGUUCGAAGGUUACAUAGACCUGGGACGGGAGCUGUCCACCCUGCACAACCUGCUGUCAGAGGUCGUCUCUACCAUGGAUCCGAGCUCCGCCUCCAAGCUUGGCCCCCUACCCAGGAUCCUCCGGGAGGUGAACACAGCGCUGAACAACCCGUCCAGCAUGACCAUGAGCAUGACCCCUCCGUCCUCCUCUGACCGUAUGGGGUCACCGCCCAAUGCCGGGGCAGGCUGCAGCAUCUCCACCGGCCUACAGAAGAUGGUCAUCGACAAUGACCUUCCAGGGUUGGUGGACUUCACCCGGUUACCCUCCCCCACCCCGGAGAACAAGGAACUCUUCUUUGUCACCAGGAACGCUGGGAUCCAGCCCACCCCGGCCCGCAGCUCUAGCUACUCUGAAUCCAAUGAGCCCGACCUGGGCAUAGCCAACGGCAGCAAGAGCCUGUCCAUGGUGGACCUCCAGGACCCCCGCAGCUUAGAGAGUGGCCCAGGCCCUGGCCCGUCAGACGGCCUGGGAGAGGGCAUCGUUCCUGGGGGAGUGUGGUCGGCCCGAACCCCCCAGGGGAACAUCACUGGAGGUCCUACUCUGAGAAGGCCCGUCCAGACCCCCACCACCCCCGGAUCGGAGAGCGCCCCAGGCAGACCUGCUCAGCUUCUAGCCCCCCUGUCCUUCCAGAACCCUGUCUACCAGAUGGCGGCAGGGCUGCCCUUGUCGCCGCGGGGCCUGGUCGACUCGGGUUCUGAGGGCCACAGCUCCCACAGUUCCCAUAGCAACAAUGAGGAUGGGCCAGGAGGGGGAGGGGGGAUACACAACUCCUUCCUGAACCACGGAGUAGGAGGUGGGGGGAGCAGCAUGGAGGAGUAUGCCCGUCGUUCGGGGGAGUUCAUAGGCACACGGAGGCAGCUGUCACUCACAGAGGCCCAGCACCAGCCCACCGUGCCCAGACAGAAUAGCGCCGGCCCCCAGCGCAGGAUAGACCAGCCCCCUCCACAGACCACCGUCACCAGGGGCCGCACGCCCCCAAACCUGCUCAACAGCGGGCCCUACCCGCGCCCCUCCAGCAGCAGCAUGAUGUCGUCCCCCGACUGGCCCGGCAACGGGGCGCGGCUACGGCAACAGUCGUCGUCAUCAAAAGGAGACAGCCCAGAGAGCAAGCAGAGAGCCCAGCACAAACAGGCCCCCUCCCCAGUGAAGCCCAAUGCACUGGACCGUACGGCUGCCUGGCUGUUGAAUAUGAAUGUUCAGUAUGUAGACCAUGAGCGGAUGGACCCCGAGUUCAGAAACAGAGAGGAUCUCACUCAGGCCGAGAAGUACCAGCAGGAGAUUGUGGUCCUCCAGGAGAAGCUGCGUGUGUCGGUCCAGAAGCUGGAGGAGUAUGAGGCUCGUCUGAAGGGUCAGGAUGACGGUGCUCAAAAGGUGCUGAUGGAGUACCAGGCACGGCUGGAGGAGUCUGAGGAACGCCUGAGACGACAGCAGGAUGACAAGGACCUCCAGAUGAAGGGUAUUAUAAGCAGGUUAAUGUCGGUGGAAGAGGAGCUAAAGAAAGAUCACAAUGACAUGCAGGCUGUGGUUGACUCCAAACAGAAGAUCAUUGAUGCACAGGAGAAACGUAUAGCGUCCCUGGACACGGCCAACGCCCGUCUGAUGAGUGCCCUGACCCAGCUGAAGGAGCGCUACAGCAUGCAGACCCGUAACGGCAUCUCCCCGACCAACCCCACCAAGCUCCAGAUCACUGAGAAUGGAGAGUUCAGGAACAGCAGCAACUGCUAGAGGCAGAGAGAGAGGGUGUGUGUGUGUGUGUGUGUGUGUGUGUGUGUGUGUGUGUGUGUGUGUGUGUGUGUGUGUGUGUGUGUGUGUGUGUGUGUGUGUGUGUGUGUGUGUGUGUGUGUGUGUGUGUGUGUGUGUGUGUUGGCUGGUGCUUGUAGAGGACACUUCCUUUUAUGGACACUACAUGGUGAGGAGAAUGUGAGUGAGGAGACCACUGCCAGGGGCCAAGCGAGGAGGCGGGUCUUCAGUUUGACAGACAGCAGACCAGGAAAGAGACAGCGAAUCAAUGGACAGAGCUGAACACCAGAUGGGCCCUGCAGAGGAGAAGCCGGGACAAGCUGUAGACAUGAACUGAACUCUCCGUCAAUCAAUCGACUUGGAUGUUUCCAUUGGAUGUAUGCAGUUGCUGGGACAAUUUCAGGCUCUCUUCCCUAAAGCUUGUGUCAAACCACUAUAUAAUCAACACAUUGUCUGUCAGAUAGUCACCCAAAACCUCUUUACUCUCCUAUUCUCUUCUUCUCUGUUCUCCUUUCCUCUCCUCUUUUCUCUUCUCUGUUUUCCUCUCCUUUCCUGACCUACUCUCUUCUUCUCUCUGUUAGGAGCAGGUUAUGUGGACCUUGUACAAAACAAUAACAAAAACAAUGGUUUAUUUAGAUCUUAUCUCAUUCUUUUAAAAACCAAAUAGGAGCUUUGAAAUAUUUUUUGUCCAAACUGAUCUUUAUAUGUAAGUCCCUGAGUGUGUUCCAAAGUGCCCCACUAUCCCCUACCCCCAUGUCCCCUACAUAGUGCACUUUGUGAAAGUUAUUGGUACAUGAAACGCCUUAAGUAAGGAACACACCUCUACUUUGUCCUUCAGCCCACUUUGUCCUUCAGCCCCCUUCUUCCUGCCAUAAAAGGCACAACCUAUAAUUUACUGUGGAUACUGUAUAAAUACAUCACGUAAUGUAUUAUAAACCCUAAAUAAUGAACUAUAUGUGAGACUAUAUUAAUGAUAUUUAAUAUAGAUGUAUGCAUAUUUAUUUUUUUCCUCUAUAAAGUAUACAUGAGAUAUAGUUAUAUUUGACAGACUGCAGCUAUACUGUGUAUUAUAGGGCAUAGGGGGAGAGACUGCAGCUAUACUGUGAGUAGCACCAUCAACAGAUUACAUAGUUAGAAUGCUAUUUUAUUUCUUCUAAACCUUUAGUUUAUCCAGGUUUUCUGGGCAGACCUGGUUGGGUCGAGGUUUGCUAUAGUGCUUCAUCAUUAAUGUUGAAUCAACGUUGAAUCAAUGUUGUAUGUUGGUUGUGUGUCCCUCUGCAUUUGGAGCUAUAGGACUGGCUCAUUGUAAUGGCUUGAAUGGAAUGAAUGGUCAACCACAUGUUUGACUCUAUUCCAAAACUCCAUUCCAGCCAUUGCAAUGAGCCUGUCCUCCUAUAGCUCCUCCCACCAGCCAUGGUUGGUCUCAUAGCCCCUGUAGUACAAGGAGAGAGAGUUGUGUUGUUUAACACAACAUUAUACUAUACACUGGACUGGUGUCGGUCACGUGACCUCACAGAUUAGAAUAUUACUUUUUCUUAAAACUCUUAAAUAAGAAUGUUACUCUUAAAACUCCUGUUUGUAAAUUAAUGUCAAUGAAGCAUGCUGCAUCAAGACUGUGACCUCCCACUUCGCUUUCAAGCAUCGCUCUCUCCUCUAUUUCUCUCCCCUUCUCCUUCAUUCCCUCUCUCCCUCUCUCUCUCCUCUAUUUCUCUCCCCUUCUCCUUCAUUCCCUCUCUCUCUCUCUCUCUCUCUCUCUCUCUCUCUUUCUUCUGAAUGUGAAGAUGCUACUCAAACACAGUUGGUCUUAAAAUUGGGUGUUUAAGUCCUUCUGAAUGAUCCGAUAGCUGCUGUUCGGCUCGCCCCCACCAGACAUUUCAACAUCUAUAUUUGGUAUAUUUUUCUAUUCCUUUUUCUUACCUUUACAGAUGAAUUAAUAAGAGUGAUGAAAUCUGCAUGCUUCAUUUUGGUGCUAUAACCAAUGGUAGCGCCAGACUGUCAGCUUGUUUUCAGUUGCCAAUAUAGGAAGACGAUGAAAUUCUUUUUUUAUGAUUUGCUACAGAAAUAAACAUAUAUAAUAUGUGAUUAUAUAUCCUAUUAUAUACAGUUUCCAGUCCAAAGUUUGGACACACCUACUUAUUCAAGUUUUUUUUCUUUAUUUUUAAUAUUUUCUACAUUGUAGAAUAAUAGUGAAGACAUGAAAACUUUGAAAUAACACAUAUGGAAUCAUGUAGUAACCAAAGAAUGUAACGGUUUUCUUGAGUUGAUGGAGAGGCGGACCAAAACGCAGCGUGGUGGUUAUUCAUGGUACUUUAAUAAAGACACUAUACAUGAAUAAACUAACAAAACAAUAAACGUGAGAAAACCUAAACAGCCUAUCUGGUGAAAACAAACACAGAGACAGGAACAAUCACCAACAAACACACAGUGAAACCCAGGCUACCUAAGUAUGAUUCUCAAUCAGAGACAACUAAUGACACCUGCCUCUGAUUGAGAAUCAUACUAGGCCGAAACAUAGAAAUACCCAAAUCAUAGAAAAACAAACAUAGACUGCCCACCCCAACUCACGCCCUGACCAUACUAAAUAAUGACAAAACAAAGGAAAUAAAGGUCAGAACGUGACAAAGAAAGUGUUAAACAAAUCUAAAUAUAUUAAGUAGCUAACCUUUGCCUCGAUGAUAGCUUUGCACACUGGCAUUCUAUCAACCAGCUUCAUGAGGUAGUCACCUGGAAUACAGUUCAAUUAACAAGUGUGCCUUGUUAUAAUAAUGUAUUUCCUUCUUAACGCAUUUGAGCCAAUCAGUUGUGUUGUGACAAUGUAUGGGUGGUAUACAGAAGAUAGCCCUAUUUAGUAAAAUACCAUAUUAUGGCAAGAACAGCUCAAAUAAGAAAAGAGAAAUGACAGACUAUCAUUACUUUAAGACAUGAAGGUCAGUCAAUAUGGAACCUUUCAUGAGCUUCGACAGUUUCUUCAAGUGCAGUAGCAAAAACUAUCAAGACAAUGAUGAAACUUGCUCUUGCGAGGACCGCCACAGGAAAGGAAGACCCAGAGUUUCCUCUGUUGCAGAGGAUAAGUUCAUUAGAGUCAACUGCACCUCAGAUUGCAGCCCAAAUAAAUGCUUCACAGAGUUCAAGUAACAGACACAUCUCAACAUCAACUCUUCAGAGGAGACUGAGUGAAUCAGGCCUUCAUGGUCGAAUAGCUGCAAAGAAACACUACUAAAGGACACCAAUAAGAAGAAGAGACUUGCUUGGGCAAAAAUAACACGAGCAAUGGGCAUUAGACCGGUGGAAAUCUGUCCUUUGGUCUGAUUAAUCCAAAUGUGAGAUUUUUGGUUCCUUCCAAAAAUGUCUUUGUUAGACACAGAGUAGGUGAUCUCCGAAUGUGUGGUUUCCACCGUGCCACUCCCUUUGGUUUAGAUUCUUCAUUUAUUAGUGUCCUUUAGUAGUGUUUCUUUGCAGCUAUUCGACCAUGAUUAGUAUAAAAUAUUUUUUGAUACGUUUAACACUUUUUUUGGUUACCACAUGACUACAUGAUAUGUGUUAUUUCAUAGUUUUGAUGUCUUCACUAUUAUUCUACAAUGUAGAAAAUAAUCCAAAUAAAGAAAAACCCUUGAAUGAGCAGGUGUGUCCAAACUUUUGACUGGUACUGUAUAUAAUAACGAUUAGUGUAUCAAGAGGCUGGACAGGCUUGGAGACGAGUGUAAAUUAAAUGUUCACAAUAUUUUUACCUAAUGUUAAAAAUAGUUUUUUUUAUGUACCUUGUGUUCAAUAAUACUGCUCCAUCGAUCGAUAUGACAUCAUGUAAAUUGUAAAUAGCUCAGUCAGUCAUCUGUCCUGUUCAGUUAGAUGUCCAGGUUUUAGCCUGUACAUCUAAGUCUCCCCUCUCCACCGCCACAUUCAUUAUUCUCUUUUUCGAUCAAGGGAAAACCACUUUAAAAUUAAUAGUUGCAAAAAAAAAUGUAAAAUGACAAUUUACUGUUGAGAGGUGUUGGAUGAUUUCAGGUGUGUAGAGGACAGGGAGAAUCCAGACGUCCAGCAUUCUAUGACCAAUCAAUUGUGGAGAAAGAGAAACACAAGCACAAAAUCCCAUUUCUCAUCAGCCCAGCUCUAUGCACUUUUAAAAUUGGGUUUUAAGCAUUAUUAGUCUACGUUCCAUAAAAAACUCCAUCUUUUGGAGUGCAGAAAUGUGCACUCCGGGCUUGAUUAGCCAUGUAGUGGAGUGCACUACCGAACCACUAGAUUUCAGAUGAUUGGCUCAAACUUCAACAAUGAUGUAUUUUAUUUCCAGAGUUCGAAGGGGAAAAGAGAGUACUGACUGUGAUAUUAGGGACUUAAAGUCUAGUCCCCUGAGCAGUCUCCACUUCUCAUCCGUAGCCCUCUACCGUGGAACCUUACCUUACAAACUAGCCUGUGCCAUUGAAAUGCCAACUCUCCCAAAUCAGCUAGAUUAAUACUGGUAUAAACCUUCUAAUGAUCUAUUUGUAUUACCAGGGCAACACAACAUGAAGCCUCUUCCAUAGAAAUAGGGAAUGCAAUGUCAUUUCAUUUGGCUAUCAAUUCUAAAUCUUGGGUAUGUUUCUGGUAGCAUCCCAGUUCUGUCCCACCUUCAUUAAGUUGUUAGAGAAUAUAGGAGAGUCAGAGAGAGAAAUGUGGUGAUGAUGUCUCUGUAGCCACACAAACUCAUUAUACAUACAGUACAGUUAGAGCCAGUGAGAAAAAUACUAUAAACUAAAUAUACAUCUAUAAAUAAAGUGAAAGAUGUUGUAUGUUUUCUAAUAUCUUAGAAAAUACUUUUGUAAGUAUGUUGAAAGUGAAGUAUUUGCUGGAUUCUGCUUCCUUGGACAACAGUGGUGAAAACAAUAAUGUACAGAGGAAUUUGUGUUGAUGAUAUAUUCAAAACAAUGUGGCUGUGCAAUUUAUGUACAUUUGCAACUAGACUUAUUAAAGUUUUAUUUAGCUAUUUUAA